AUGAUCAAGACGGCUCCCGACGCCAGACCAUGGGUGGAGAAGUACCGUCCGAGAAAAAUCGCGGAGGUUUCGCAGCAGGUUGAAGCGAAGCGUCUUCUCUCGCGGAUCAUUGAGACCGGAAACAUGCCUCACUUGCUCUUUUUUGGUCCCCCUGGAUCCGGGAAGACAUCGGCGGCGUUGGCGCUUGUGAAGGAGCUUUUCGGGUAUUGA
Molecule: messenger RNA, 210 nt
Organism: Eimeria mitis
Lineage: Eukaryota; Apicomplexa; Conoidasida; Eucoccidiorida; Eimeriidae
Product: Replication factor C4, related
Exons: 3
Coding region: 1-210 (69 amino acids)
Biological process (GO): DNA-templated DNA replication; DNA repair
Cellular component (GO): DNA replication factor C complex; nucleus
Molecular function (GO): DNA clamp loader activity
Source: RefSeq, a predicted model, not a curated record